AUGAUUGGCCUUCUAUUAUUCCUGUUAGCCGGCGGCUUCAUCUUCCGUGAAAUGUAUUGGAAACGGCGGAAAUUGCCGCCAGGGCCGAUGCCGUUGCCCUUCAUUGGAAAUAUGCAUACUGUAUUCAAGCACGAGCCGGGAUACGAUGCGUAUAUUAAUUGGAAGAAGCAGUAUGGGCCGGUUUAUACAUAUUGGUUAGGCCCGUAUGCCAACGUAGUUAUUGCCGAUUACGAGACGAUGAAAGAAACGAUAGUACGAGAUGGAGAUAAAUAUGCUAAUCGCUUCCACAGUGAGACCAUGAUUGAAUAUCGUGACGGUAUCUACGGUGUCGUCGAAGCAGACGGCGAUCUUUGGAAGGAGCAACGGAAAUUCGCGCUCCACACCCUUCGCGAUUUCGGGAUGGGCAAGAAUUUGAUGGAGCAGAAGGUAAUGACGGAAGUGACCCAUCUACUCGAUCGAAUCUCAAACCAAAGCGGAAUCGCCGCCCAGUGGGAAUUCGAUGUUGCAGUGGGGUCCAUUAUCAACAGCCUACUUUUCGGGUAUCGAUAUGAGGAGGAAAAUCUUGCGGAGUUCAAGGAGCUCAAAGGCCUUCUGGGAGACCAUAUGAAAAUUGUAGCCUCGCCAACAGGAGGGCUUGUAUUAAUGUUGCCAUGGACGAGACCGUUGCCGUAUUUUAAGGAAGCCCACGCCAAAAUUCUCUACAUCCGUGACCGAAUCCUGAACUGUUUCCGGCGUCAGCUAGCUGAUCGCAGGCUUCCAAUCGAAACGGAAUUUGACACUCCAAGUGUGGAUUUUGUGGAAGCAUACUUGAAGGAGCAACAAAAGAAGAAGGAUGAGCCGGAUUUUGGAGGCUUCAGCAUGAAACAGCUGGAAAAUGUCAUUUUUGAUUUGUGGAUUGCUGGAAUGGAAACAACAUCAAAUACCCUCACCUGGGGGCUGGCCUUCAUCUUGAACGACGACGACGUGCAACGGAAAAUUCAUGAAGAACUCGAUUCGGCCCUAAAAUCCGAUCGUCUCGUCACGCUGGCCGAUAAGCCAAAUCUGAAUUAUAUCAACGCGACGAUUUGUGAAAUCCAACGGCUCGCUAACCUGCUUCCGAUGAAUCUCAUUCACCAGACGACGGAGGAUGUCACCAUCAAUGGCCACUUUUUAGAGGCAGGCACCAAUGUCAUCCCGCAGAUCUCGUGUGUGCUUUUUGAUGAGAAGAUCUUCCCCGAACCACAAUCCUUCAAACCGGAAAGAUUCCUGAAUCCCGAUGGCUCGCUGCGAAAAGUCGAAGAAUUGAUCCCGUUCUCCCUCGGCAAGCGCCAAUGCCUGGGCGAGGGGCUGGCCAGGAUGGAGCUCUUCCUCUUUGUCGCCAACAUUUUCCAAAAGUUCAAGGUCACCUCCCCCACCCGACCAUCGCUGAAGAAAUCCUUCGGUUUCACUGUACAAACGGCGCCCUACACGUGCAAUUUCGCGGAAAGGUUU
This is a messenger RNA of Mesorhabditis spiculigera, 1470 nucleotides long. Lineage: Eukaryota; Metazoa; Nematoda; Chromadorea; Rhabditida; Rhabditidae. The record is from the annotation of a GenBank genome assembly.